Molecule: messenger RNA, 697 nt
Organism: Miniopterus natalensis
Lineage: Eukaryota; Metazoa; Chordata; Mammalia; Chiroptera; Miniopteridae
Gene: UQCRQ
Product: ubiquinol-cytochrome c reductase complex III subunit VII
Biological process (GO): mitochondrial electron transport, ubiquinol to cytochrome c
Cellular component (GO): respiratory chain complex III
Source: RefSeq, a predicted model, not a curated record
CGGAAGUGGCGGACGGAAGUCGGUGUGCCCCGCGACUGUGGAGGGCGAGGCGCCGCCGCCACCAUGGGCCGCGAGUUUGGGAAGCUGACCCGGGUGCGGCAUGUGAUCACCUACAGCUUGUCGCCCUUCGAGCAGCGCGCCUUCCCGAACUACUUCAGCAAGGGCAUCCCCAACGUGCUGCGCCGCAUUCAGGCGUCCAUCCUUCGGGCCGCGCCGCCAUUUGUAGCAUUUUAUCUUGUCUACACAUGGGGGACCGAGGAGUUUGAGAAAUCCAGGAGGAAGAAUCCGGCUACCUAUGAAAAUGACCAAUAAGCAACUCAUCUGGAGGAUGGUUCCCUGUGUCUGAAAGACCUUUUUCUGAGAGAGGAGUCUACACUGUAUAGUGUCUUGAAGACACAAUAAACUUCUUAUGGACUGCAAUGUUGUGAUUUUGCAUUUUUGUGAGCAGAGUCCUUGGUGCGACUUGCUAAUACUCAAGUUAAUGAACUCCCUUCCCGAGAUGAGCCCUGAACAAUUUGGCUAGUCUGGGAAUUUAUUGAAGGAGUGGGGCUCGCCCCUUGUUCUACAGUAUAAUCUGCAAGAAAGGAGCUGCCACUACUCUUGCAAGCUGGCCAGUUGUGGGUGGCAUGGACUGUGGGGAGUGUUGGUUCCCAUCCCUCUGAUCCUAUAACAAUAAUAAAAUCUAACUAUAUUGUAA